UCAGGGUAGUCACCGGGUGCGAGUUAAUACUCAAAAUGACCCCUGAAAUUUGACCUCCAACUGAAUUUAGCCCUUGAAUUACCAAUUGACUCAAAUUGUACCUUAAAAUUUUAAAACGUGGCUCAAGUUGGCCCUUCCGUCUAUUUCCGUCACCGGAAAGCUGAUGUGGCACAUGUAAUUGACACCUGGCAACCUCAACGGUUAUCUGACGUGGCGAAAUUCUUGUAUGCAUCAAUUUAGCCCCCAAUAAUUUAAAAAAAAAAAUCUAGCAACCCCAUUUUUCCCAAAUCAUAGUCAUUUCUGGUGAGUUGGAAAGCAGCAACCAAGCCUCAGGUAACUCCACGAAUCCACGCUAAUUCUCAAUUCGUCAUUCGCGCUUCGGUUCUUCAUCAGAGCCAUGGCGGUGGAGAACCCACAAGAUUCGUUGAAGAAGCUCGAGUACUUGUCUCUUGUUUCGAAGGUUUGCACCGAAAUGGAGUCUCACACUGGAAACAGUGACAAUGUACUCGCCGAGUUCAUCACCAAGUUGGGUCGAUCUUCCGAGAACGUCGAAGAAUUCGACACAAAAUUGAAGGAGAACGGUGCCAAAUUGUCGGACUAUUUUGUCCGUGCACUUCUCACGAUAAUCCACGCUAUUCUCCCUCCGAAGAAGGAUUCUGGGAACAGCGACGUCAAGGGUUCGAAGCAGAACGGUGGUGGUUCGAAGGGGAAGUUCAAGGCACUGGCUAUUGCAGAUGAUAGGGAUAGGGUUAAGGAGCUGCAUAAGGAGAUUGAAGCUGAAGCCAAAGAGAAACAUGGUGGUGUUAGAGACAGACAAAUACACGAUGAAGAUGGGCACAGAGGAAGAGACAGAGAUAGAAGGGAUAGAAGAGAUAGGAGGGACAUGUAUGAUAAAUAUGAUAGAGAUGAAAGGCAUAGAGAUAGGAAUAGAGAUAGAGAUAGAGAUAACGAUGAUUAUGAUGAUGAAAAAGGGGAUUCUAGGAGAAGGGGAAGGAAUAGAGAGAAUGAUAGGGGUAGGGAUAAGGAUAAGGAUAGAUAUGAGAGGCGGAGGAGAGAUGAGUGUGAAGAAUAAAAUGGUAGUUAUGGUGAAGAAGAUGGUGGUGGUGACAGGAAAGGUAGGAGGGAUCUGAGGCAUAGUGGAGGGGGUGAAGUUGAAUCGUACAAGGUUUAUAAAGGAAGAGGUGAAGCCUGAUAAGAAGACUUAUGCAGGUUUUUUU
Arachis ipaensis is the source of this 1217-nucleotide messenger RNA. Lineage: Eukaryota; Viridiplantae; Streptophyta; Magnoliopsida; Fabales; Fabaceae. The record is from RefSeq and is a predicted model, not a curated record.